Molecule: messenger RNA, 990 nt
Organism: Populus euphratica (Euphrates poplar)
Lineage: Eukaryota; Viridiplantae; Streptophyta; Magnoliopsida; Malpighiales; Salicaceae
Product: small heat shock protein, chloroplastic-like
Exons: 2
Coding region: 125-838 (237 amino acids)
Biological process (GO): response to heat
Source: RefSeq, a predicted model, not a curated record
CAUCAUCCUCUCCCGAUAAAUUCUUAGCAAGUUUCAGUUUUAUACCCAUCUUGAUUGCUUGACAUCGACGGCCAAUUGGAAAUCACCGCUGAUCAAUUGCUAUAUUUCUUGAACAAAGAUCAGAAUGUCUCACGCACUGUCAAAUUUAAGCCUCUCUCUUCCUCUGCCAUCAAUGAAGGGUGCUUCUUCAAGAAACCUUCAUGGCAUAGCAUUUAGCUACAACCACAACCACAAGAGCAACAACUACAUUAAGGCCAUGGCAGCAGAGAGCAGAGAGAAUCUUGACCACUUGCAGAGAGCCAGGAAGAACCCUCAACAAUCUCAAAACAAGAAAAGAGUGGCCCCUGCUGCACCAAUAGGGUUAUGGGACAGGUUUCCUACUGCAAGAACAGUGCAGCAGAUGAUGGAGACAAUGGAGAGGGUGAUGGAGGACCCAUUUGUCUACUCAGGUGGGUGGCCAUCACCAUUACCUGUAGAGGGGAGUGGGUACAGCAGAGGAAGGACACCAUGGGAGAUAAAAGAGGGUGAAGAUGUCUACAAAAUGAGGUUUGAUAUGCCAGGAAUGACUAAAGAAGAUGUGAAAGUUUGGGUUGAGGAGAAGAUGCUCGUUGUUAAGGCUGAAAAGGUGCCCAAGAAGACGGUGGAUGGCGUAGAGAAUGGAGAAGAAGAGGAGGGAGAGUGGUCUGCAAAGAGUUAUGGCAGGUAUAGCAGUAGAAUUGCGCUGCCAGAGAAUAUUCAAUUUGAGAAGAUCACUGCUGAAGUUAAAGAUGGGGUUUUGUAUAUAACCAUACCCAAAGCUAGUGCCACUGCCAAGAUUCAUGAUAUCAAUGUUCAGUGAUUGCUUAGAAAUUGGCUCCUCGCUUGUCCUUCUUCUUUCCUCUGGUGUCAGCUUAUGUUUUCAGUUUUGUGGAUGAAAAUUGUAAAUUGAAAGAACAGUUGGUAGAACAACUUCUGCUAUGAAUCUUGAAGAUGAAAUUCAGAUUUUCAUGC